Neopelma chrysocephalum (saffron-crested tyrant-manakin) is the source of this 7337-nucleotide messenger RNA. RefSeq names its product leucine rich repeats and transmembrane domains 2 (gene LRTM2). Lineage: Eukaryota; Metazoa; Chordata; Aves; Passeriformes; Pipridae. The record is from RefSeq and is a predicted model, not a curated record. The coding region runs from base 4616 to 5728 and encodes 370 amino acids. Gene Ontology annotation, biological process: regulation of presynapse assembly; positive regulation of synapse assembly; axonogenesis. Gene Ontology annotation, molecular function: protein binding. Gene Ontology annotation, cellular component: membrane. The transcript is spliced from 4 exons.
UGUUGCUCUGGGCCUCCUCCAUAUGCCACACUCACACUGUGCUGGGACUUUCCUGUCACUCCUGUGUUGGAUAUCCUGGUCUCCGCACCUGCUUCCACAGCUUCCCAAGGAAUUCCACAUCUCCACAGCAAUCUGGGUCUUUCCCAGCAGUGCUACCCUCCCUGGCUCCCCUUCAGAUGCUCUGUACUUUCUCAGAGGGUUUGCUGAGGCCUUAUGUCCUUGGUAUUUCCAGCCCCUCCAGCAUCUUCCAGUUUAAUUAUUGUGCAUUGUUCAGGGAGGCUUGGGAUGCAAAUAAUGUGUACUGGUUAAGAAUGAGGAAUCAAGAAAACUAGCUUCUCUCCUGCUUUUGCCACAGGCCUGUCAGGAAACUCUCAGAAAAUCUGGCCAAAACUCCUUUAUUCUGUGUAAUUUUGGUAAGCCCUACAAGUACUCUCUGCAGGACAGGAGAGUAUUUACAAGCCCAAGUGCAAGUGCUGCUCUUGACAGCUUUGAAAAUCCUGAGCGGGAAACUAAUGUGGGCUCAUGAUGAAGUAUCAAAAGCAAGGCAGCUGAAAUUUCACCCAGCCAAACUCAACAGUCAUUUUUACUGUAUCAUAGUUUGCCCCUCCAUAAUAUGGGGAUAAAUUUGAUCUUUCUUGGAGGGCCUUGGGGAGGAAAUAUUUUUUACCAUCAACACAUUUGCACUUCAGAGGUGCCUACACAUUGCCAAUCCAAAAAUCAGAAGCUUUUUGACCUCUUCGCAUCACAGAGAAAAGGGUGUGGUUUUUAUUCACACCAAGUCAGGAGCAUGGCUGAGUCCCUUACAAUACCAAGCGGUUUUUCCAUGCUUUCUACUUCCUUUACAGCUUUCUGUAUGAGGUGCUUUGCUUAGCUGUGAUUGAUCACUGCAAGUCAGAGGGCACCAUUUCUUCUGCAGCUGGGUUUUUCGUAUGAAUUUAAAAUGUGCUUUCCAUUGAUUGUGACAGCACAACACUAAUGAAUCCUGAGCACGUGUUAAUAAAUCAGCAAGUGCUGCAAAUGAAGCCCUUAGCUAUUUAGCUUAGAAGCUCAUUGGGCCAGUGACACACACUGCAUGUUUCUACAGUGCUGCUGAGCUUUGCUACCACCUCUGUGUGCUUUUGCAGUCCAAAUAGAUGACAAAUGAAGAGCUGUCACUGCGACAAUGUGACCUCUCGUGAUCGAUAAUUUGCAUGACUAACUUAGUUCUCUUGGGGGACCAAGAAUGGGCAUCAUCUCCAUGCCAUCUGAACCCACUUGGGGUGUAUUAAUCAGGCCACACAGCUGACAUCUCUUCCUGCUGCCUGUGACUCUUGCCCCCCAAGGGCUGAUAAAGGAACAGGCAUAGAAUAACAUGCUUUAGUCACUGGGUGCUGGGGUACCACUGUCCCCCUCCAUUAUGGGGUGAUACUAAUAAAACAUGAAUCCUAAAAGCAACAAGGAAAGGGGAAGGGAAGAAGAUAAUCUCCUUAAAGCGUCCUCCAUGCCCUCCCUUACCCUGCUGUUUUUCUGAUAAAGGCUAAAGCAAUUCAGCAUCAGGAAGGGGAAAGGGACUUUGCUAUCAAGGAGAGUGUGGGGGAGGGAUGAACGUCUGUGUAUACUUUCUGAUAAUUUAUUGCUGGCAUCUGUUGCAGCCUCUGGUACCCACCCUUCUGAAAUAUAGGUCACCCACAUGCCCUGCCAAUGCUCAUAAGCCAGGCUGUUAAGGGAGUCUGAUCCCUGAGCCAUGAUCCAAGGGUUAGUGCAAAGGACUAGGAGAGAUAAUCAGAGACAGAAGUUGCUGGGCUCUGUUUCUCACAGUGUCUCAUCCUAGUGACACAGUCACCUGUCUCUCUAGCCUCAGUGUUGCUGUCUGGAAAAUGGAAUACUUUAUCCACCUGCCAAGAGCAGAGGCACUACUGGCUAUUAUCUCAGCCUUACUUCUGGGGGUCAUGAAAUACAAAGUAACACCACCCACAACUAUGGUAAGAGCCAUUCAUAGAGCAAAUGGAAAGCUUCGCAUAGAAGGUGCCACAGAAUUGGGAAGUGUUACUAAAACAGUAUGUGGAUGCAGUUAACUGAAACCCUCCCCACUCUCAUAGCAUGAUCCUUGGGACCCUACCCACAAAAGCUAAGGCUUUGGAGUGAUACUGCAAACAUUACUGGUGACUGGGUAGAGAGAAGCAAAGCACGAGACAGGGGUAGUGUCUGCUGCAGCUUUUAUGCCCUGGCAAGUGCUGCAAAAUCAUUACAAUCUCCUCUGCGUCCCCCCCCACUCCCUGGCCCCAGCAGUAAAGUUCCCUGUUCAAUCUAAUUAGGGGAAUCCUCAUUAGAGAGUCCUCUAGAGUCUGACAGCAGGCCAAAUGUCCAAGUGGCACUUCAACUCAGUGUAUUUUUGGCCACUGGAGCCCAUGGGCCAGAAAUGGAUGAUUUCAUUUUGUUGCUUUGAGCUGAAACUAAAAAAGUUGUCUUUUACUGUCCUAUAUGAACAAGAAGAAAAGGGCAUCACCAGUGCCACAGGCUACUCUGUUAAUUUCUCCAGAGUCUGGAAAAGACAUGCAACUCCAAGUACAUGGAAGAAAGCUCUGGACACUGUGUCCCACAGGAUCACAGGGUAUUCAGCUGACAUGUUGCUCUAGGGAGAAGGAACCAUCUAGUAAGCCCAGGAGAAAGACUAAUGCCUGGUUUUUGGAGCCCUUGAGUGACUUGGGUGACUUCAGAGCAUUCAGAGCUCCAGCAAUGCUGAUCAGCCUUGAGCCCCCAAACCCAAGCAAUGCCAGGCAGGUUCGGAACGGCACGGUGCCUCUCAUCUUGAGUUGGGGGCACACAGGGGGCACUCCUAGGUCUGGCAGAGUGUUCACUGCUGGAAAAAAAUCCCUGGCUGUCAGGCUGAAAGCAGCCAGACAGAUCAGGUGCUGCUGUGGAGAGGACUGAGGUGUGGGCAAGUGCUGGUUGUCCCAGGACUGGGUGUUCCCAGUGCUGCACUGGCAGUGAGUGCAGCUGGCCUGGUGCUCUGCAGAGCAGAAGGCAUCUCUUGGGCCACAAUAAAACACCUAAUAAAGUCAGAACUCAAGAUAAGUCAGAGAAAGCAUUUAAAAAAGAAACCCUCAAAAAUCCUCUCUGCUUCCUUGCUCUCUCCUGACUGUGGAAUAUUAAUCACUAAGGGUAUAAUGUGCUUAUGGGCAGUCAAUGCGUGGGAGAAACUGUUUUUUUUCCGGAUCCUUGGAAUUAAAAUUUCUCCAUAAACCUUCUACUUCAAGGUACAAAUGCAGAAGCUCAUUGUGCUUUGCCCUUCAGCAGCCAAGAACCUCUACCUAUUCCAAAUCUACUGUUCUGCCACCUGAGCAUAUGGUAUGCUUGGAGAAGCAGGCAGUUUUGUGGAAGACAUGGAGGUUGAUAAAUAUGGGUUACAGAAGAGUCCCCAGCACAUGUGCAAGCCCAAGUCUGUGCACAUAUUUGUAAAUGUAAGAUAGAUUGGGGACUAGAAUAUGUGCAUUUGUACAUGAAGGCAGUCACUUUGAAGUCUUGGAAACACGUGUAUGAGUGCACACAGGGUGGCUGCUAUCUGUGGGGUGGGAGUGUUGCGUGUAUGUGACAUGCUUUUAAAAUAAUCUUGGGUUUAUCAAGGCCCCUCCAUCUUUGUGCAUGUUGCAGUGCAGGAGACAGCAUUAAAGCCUGAACAGGUGUUAAUCACUAUGCACUGUAAUAAAUUCUAAACAUAGGGAAAGGGCUUAUUUAUACACGGCUGCUCCUCCCACCCUGCACUCUCUGCUUGAGCCUUGGUGCUGCCUGAGAGAAAGAGGCGCCCGUGAGGUACCAGAAACCAGUGCAAGAGCUGGACUUGCCCUGCCAGAGUAGAAGGAUCUAGGGGUAGAAACCUUGACCCUGUCACCAUCCCCAUGCCUGGGUGUGCCAGUCCUGCCCUCAGCCCCCCACUGUCACCUGGGGAUGGUGUGGGUGAACUGCACAGAGCAGCGAGCGGGGCGGGAGAGACACCAGCCCAUGGCCUGAGAGGGGGCCUGGGCUGAGGGGAGAUCACAGAGGGAAACCGAGUCACAAAGCACCCAAGGAAGCUGGUUUGGGGCUUUUUUGGUUUGUUUUGGUUUUUUUUUCCAAAAAGCUUAGCCCCCCAAUUGGAAGUGAGCCAGCUGAUACAGACGGGGUGUUACAAAACAGAGCCAAAAAGCAAGAGCACAAGGAACAGAGCUAUCUAUAACCCUGACAAAAGUUAGAUGGAGUGAAGGUGGGGAAGAGGGAAAGACAGAGCGUGGCAGGCGGCUGCCCCUGAUGCUGAGAGCAAGGACGUGAUCAUUUGGCAACAGGAUUUGGAGCUGAUCGACUCGCGCUAUCCAGCAGGCAGAUAAGGCUCUGUGGCUGUCAGCUUAACUCUGCCGUUUAUUCCAGUGCUGUAGGGAGUUAAAUAGAGCACACGGAAAGCCUGCUGCUGGGGAAUGAAAGUCAAGGAGGGAAAGGGAAGGAAGAGGCUGUAAUUGGGCAGUGUCUGGGGAAUCAGGUGGAAGUGGCUGCAGGCAGAACCUCUCCAGGACCUGGCAGGCAGGCUACAAGGUCAUUCCUUCUCCUUUUGGGGCUGUGUGGCAGGCUGGCUGUUGGAUGUGAAGACACGCUGGAGAAGACAAGGAUGCUGCCUACAAGUGCUGGCCACCGGUGGAGGAGCAGGUUCCUCAUGAGGUGGCAAGAGGCUUGUCUGCUUGGCUGUUGGCUCUCGCUGUGUGCUGCUGAGUCCUUCUUUGCUUGUCCUUCUUCCUGCAAGUGUAACAGUGGCAACCUGGAAGUGGACUGUAGUGGCUUGGGCCUCUCUUCCAUUCCCUCAGACAUCCCCACAAACACCAGGACCUUCCUCUUUCUCAACAACAAACUCAGCAUCCUGCCAGGAGCGGUGUUUUCCAACCUCUCCGCUCUACAGAGGCUGGAUCUAUCCAACAACUUCUUGGACCAGCUCCCUCAGAACAUCUUCAGUGACCUGGGGAACCUUACGGAGCUCCAGCUGAGGAACAACAGCAUUCGGGCCUUGGACAAGGACCUGUUACAACACACGGCCCUGCUGCGUCAGCUGGACCUCUCCAUCAACGGCCUGGCCCAGAUCCCCUCGGGAAUCUUUGACGACCUGCCUGCUCUCCGCUCCCUCUCCCUCAGGUCCAACCGCCUGCAGAGCCUGGACAGGGUGACCUUCGAACCGCUAACCAGCCUGCAGCUACUCCAAGUAGGGGAUAACCCCUGGGAAUGUGACUGCAACCUCCGAGACUUCAAGCACUGGAUGGAGUGGUUCUCCUACCGAGGUGGCAAAAUUGACCAGCUGGCAUGUACCCUGCCCAAGGAGCUGAAAGGGAAGGAUAUGCGAAUGGUACCCAUGGAGAUGUUUAACUACUGCUCCCAGCUGGAUGAUGAGAACAGCUCUACCGUGCUGGACAAUACUGGCCCACCCUGCACUAAAGGCAGCCCAACUCCUUCCAAAUCUAAAUCAGGCCCAGAAACAGAAGUGGAACCCAGUGUGGGAUGCCCUCAGAAACAGCGAUAUAGGCCCGUGAGCGUGCGCCGGGCCAUUGGCACUGUGAUCAUUGCAGGGGUGGUUUGCGGCAUCGUUUGCAUCAUGAUGGUGGUGGCAGCUGCUUACGGCUGCAUCUAUGCCUCCCUCAUGGCCAAGUACCACCGGGAGCUGAAGAAGAGGCAGCCGCUCAUGGGUGACACAGAAGGUGAACAUGAAGAACAAAAACAAAUCUCCUCUGUGGCGUGAAACUCUUCUAGGAAGGAAGGGACAGCGAUGAAAAAAGGUAUCUGAGAGCAGUCAAGCAUGGGGUCCUCCCAAAAUACAUCUUCCCAGACAGAGAGACAGACUGUGCUAUUGCUCCACUCACCCAAGUAGUGCAACACGCUUCUGGGGGGUCAGGGCACCUGGCUCAAUUUCUUUCCCUCUGCCCCAGGCCCAUUUUGUGCCCUUUCACCCUUGGGGCCUCCCAGACAAAAUAAAGUAGAGUCAGACCUUGAGUGCUUGCUGUGCCUCAUGCCCUUGCACAGAGCUUCCCUCACAUGCCUGCUGCAAAGGCAGCUGGCACAUUCUGGGAACCUGUGUUGUUCUCUCAGCUUCAGUCCUGAGUCAUCCUGUAUCGUGUCAAGAGUUCUCUGCAAACCGAGAGCAGCUCUGUGAAAGCUUGUGUGGGAAGCAGGACACCAGAAGUGUCCAUGCCUCACUGUUAAGGUCACUACCUGCAAGUCAGUGCUCCUUACAUCAGAAGGGAGGGAAGGUCCCCAGGGUAGGACAACAGUCAGUCGGAGAGUUCCCUUCUCAUUUUUAAAGGUGGAAAGAUAACCUGUGUCACUUUAACACACUGCCAGGAGCACAGUGUCCCUCUUUUUGCUCCUGACCAAGUCCAAAUCUGUGAGCUGACACACAUGUCAUCUCCUACAGGUGCACAGACAAGGAGUCACCCUCCUGUACACACACACACUGACUCAUUCUGAUCCCAACACGCACACACAGCCAGCCACAGUUCCAGAUAUCCUGUCACCCCACCUGCACAUGCAGAGCCACACAUGCCCAUGCUGAUCUGCCCUCUGUGUGUUGAAUACAUUCAGCCACUUCACCUUACCCUGAUCACAGCAGUGCAUAUCGCCUUCUGCUUCAGACAAAAUACAUGUACACUGCCACUGAGGAGCUAACAGAGACAUCUCAGCCCUAGUGCAGAGCCAGUGGAAACUGGCAGGAGACGGCAGAGAGAGGCAAAGUUAUUGAGAUUACAGCAUGAGUCUGUGAAAAAAAUAAGGUGUAUUCUUCUUAUCUGUUUUAUGUUUUCUCUGAUAAAUGGAGAAGGUAAGGAUACGAAGCCUCCAUUUAGAAAUGUUUGGCUGGCAGAGUAGAACUGGGUCAUCAGGAAAGACUAGAGGAGGAGGUGGCUUACCAGCCUCAGUAGCGUAAGCCACGCUGAGUAGUGUGAGCCUGGGGAAAGGUGUCAGGGGAAGAAGUCACACAACUGGCAUGGCUGGCAGAGGGGCCAGCACAGCGUGUGGAGCAGGGUGAUGCAGCUGAGCUGACUGAAAAGCGUGGGCGCAAUUCUGAGGGGUCUUGAGCUGAAGGCUGAAACCUGGAUCACAGUGUGGCAGGUGUGGGAGAGCCCAGGAAGGGUCUGGCAUGGAAGGCAGCACAGCCCACACACACUCCCUUCACCAUCACUGGUGUGUUUGACGCCAUCCACAGCUGCACACGAGCGUGCCCACACGCGCAACUGCGCACACUGCCACUGUCAUGUAGGGUGACUUCCCCCAGUCAGACUUUAAAGCCCUCAGACUGCAGUGCCUCCUAUUAGUCUUUGCUCAUUCUGACCUGACAGGUAAAAAAAAAAGAAAAA